This is a messenger RNA of Babesia bovis T2Bo, 2423 nucleotides long. RefSeq names its product Lipase maturation factor family protein. Bases 64 to 2391 code for a protein of 775 amino acids. The record is from RefSeq and is a predicted model, not a curated record. The transcript has a single exon. Gene Ontology annotation, biological process: protein maturation. Lineage: Eukaryota; Apicomplexa; Aconoidasida; Piroplasmida; Babesiidae. Gene Ontology annotation, cellular component: endoplasmic reticulum membrane.
UAGACAGGACGCGUUAGACACGCCUGCCAUACAACUCGUGCUUCAACCACUCCUCGGAGAGGAAUGGAGAAACAGAGCACGAAUAAAGGCGUGGAAACGCCGCCACCUAUAGAUGAUCUUGAACAGAAUGAACCCUCCGCAGAGGAUAAUCUGCUGGGAGGCUUCGAUCCUUUACACUCGCCGUGCCACCCUUUCUUCAUCAGCCGUGAUAUCUUUGUACGUAUACUAUGUAUAAUAUUUUUUGUAUCUUUCCUUGGACACUACAACCAAGAUCCAGGACUUAUCGGAGACCAUGGUGUGUGGCCUGCAAGGGAGCAUUUAACGGAUGCCUCCAAUGAAACGGGCUUCACGAUGUUCAACCUCGCAGGGUUUCUGCCUAAUAACGAUGUAUACAUCUGUGUGUUGGCAAUUGUAGGUAUGAUACUCAGUCUCGUCAUGUUGUGUACGCAUAUGGCCGGAACAUGGAUGUGUUUGGCAUUAUGGCUGAUCAAGCUCGCGCUCAUCACCAUGCGAUCUACGCUGCCCAAGCACAACAUCGACCUGCUGCUACUGGAAGUUGGAUUCUUAGCAGCAUUGUUGUAUUCACCGUUCGCUUUCUUUGGAUAUGAACACAAGGAAUGGGGAGUGCCGUCAACGUCAAGAUGGUCGUACUACUUCCUCCUAUACAGAGGAAUGUUCUGCGCCGGUGUCGACAGGAUUCGCCAAGGUGAGGAUCCCACGGAAGCUGGAAGCGAUGACCUGAAGAAUCUUAUGGAAGCAAUACCGUUGUCAUCAACAAUUACGCAAAUGGUAUACGACUUUCUAUCAGGGUCAUCAGUUCUCACUACCAUCAUCAGUAGUACACCCCUUUUCGUUGAGCUUGUGGCUUCAGUGUCACUGAUCAUACCUAUAAGGAAAUGCAGAAUUAUCGGAGGUUUCGUGGCACUAUUCUAUACACUGUUCCUGGGAUGCGUAAGUGAAAACGGUAGCUAUUACCUAUUACUGGCAUCAACCUCUAUAUUGUGCUUCGACGAUUACUUCUGGGAAGAAAUCGGUUGCGGAUUCCUAAACAGUCUUGUCAAGCACGAAGCGGAACAUACACUAGAGGAUCUAGCAGAAAGUAGACAGGAUGAUGAAAGCGCACCAAUACCAGAUUCCAACUCGAUACCGAUGACCACGCCACAAUCGCUUAAGGAAACUAUAAUUAACCUGUUGACAUAUAAGCGCGAGAAGCAAUGGCUUGGGAAGACGUUGUUCUCAAGAGACUCGUUCGGUAUCGAGAUGACAGAAGGCAACUAUCACAAAUGGCAAAGGGCUAUACAAGUUAUACUCAUAUGUGGUAUCUCCAUGUUCGUACUGGAUAUCAUGGUAGAACGUAAUAGCCAUGGAACUAAUGCAAUCGUUGUUUUCUUCCUUUCAUUGCUGUUGCAGGUACAGUGUAACGUACUCGGUACGCGUUCGUCAUAUCUCAAAGUAGCAGGAACGUUGUUUGCGAUACAUAUGUGGCUAGUGAUAGAAAUGAUGAUAGGCGGCGUACACUGGUGGAACGCACUGUUGUGGAUAGGUACCGCAGAACUGCAACUUGGUUUAUGCAACUCCAAGACAAACUUCUACACAGUGGCUAACCUUAUGAUACAGUCGGUACUAGGUCUUAUAAUCUUGUACUAUGCCGUGCCAGUUGUUAUCUUGUCGCUUAAAAGUAAAGCUAACAAGGCAUCGAUCAUGGCGCCAUUCGGUAUCGUCAACAGAUAUGAUAGCUCAGAGGUCAUUGGAGAACGUGCUCCAGAUGUUAUCAUCCAGGGUACCAGCGAUGAUAUAGUUACCACCGGAACAAAAUGGAAGUCAUACGGGUUGCAUACAGUACCAACAGACCCUGAUUCGUUGACAGUUAAUAACGGAGGGUACGUAUAUGAAAUAGACAACCUGCUCAGGGAUGUGGCCAAAAAGCAACAAGGAGAACAAGCUACAGUAAUGCCAAGAUUCUUGCUGUCGUUGCUUAGAGCCCUGUUGCUAAACAAGCCUGCUGCCUUAGGGUUGUUCGCAACUAACCCUUUCAGAGAGUCGCCACCCAAAUACGUCAGGGUAAUACAAUACAACUAUACCAUAUCAGGGGCACGUGGGAAACCAUGGCACAUCAGAAGAAAACGUACCCAAAUCGUCCCGCCACUCACAUUAAGGGAGGCAUCUGAAAUUACUACAGAAAAAGAAACAAGUGAAACUAAACAAGAAGAAAAACAAACAGAUACAGUUGAAACUAACCAUGUUGAACAUGGUAAAGAAACUAAACAUUUAAAAGGAUUGCAAGAGGAGGAUAAGAGCUCACUGGGUGAAGCACAAUCCCCCGUUCACCAAGUAAUCCAAGAAAUAUCUGCAAACAACAGACAUAGUGGUACCGCACAGCCAGUGGCUUGAGCGUCGAACCACAAAUAAGCAUCAACACAGGU